This is a messenger RNA of Anopheles cruzii, 384 nucleotides long. RefSeq names its product protein apnoia (gene apn). The coding region runs from base 1 to 384 and encodes 127 amino acids. Lineage: Eukaryota; Metazoa; Arthropoda; Insecta; Diptera; Culicidae. The record is from RefSeq and is a predicted model, not a curated record. The transcript is spliced from 3 exons.
AUGGUUGCCUUUGAUCGCCGUACGGCCGUGGUUGGUGUUGUGCUGGUGUGUGCCAUCCUGAACCUGGCUUACGGGGCCGAAACGAGCGAUGGUGCCCUUAACGAUGGUGAUUUGACAGAGGGACGCACCUUCGGGCACCACUUCCUGAAGCGCAUCAGCUUCGCCAUGAUUCCGGCAGCUUUCAUCGUUGGCGUCAUCACAACGCUACUGUCCGCGCUGACCGUGGUGUCGAUGAAGGGCCUCGGAGUUGGCGUCAUCCUUUUGGUGCUUACUAUCUCGCAAGUAAUUGCCCGAAGCUUCCCUGCCCCGCUGCCCGCGCCACUUCCGGUGGCCUACAGUGCACCCGCCCCGGCCCCCAUUCCGCUCGUCUACAAGGACUGGUGA